Molecule: messenger RNA, 8519 nt
Organism: Hippocampus zosterae (dwarf seahorse)
Lineage: Eukaryota; Metazoa; Chordata; Actinopteri; Syngnathiformes; Syngnathidae
Product: cell adhesion molecule DSCAML1-like
Exons: 33
Coding region: 205-6378 (2057 amino acids)
Biological process (GO): axon guidance; dendrite self-avoidance; homophilic cell-cell adhesion
Cellular component (GO): axon; plasma membrane
Molecular function (GO): cell-cell adhesion mediator activity
Source: RefSeq, a predicted model, not a curated record
CUCUUCUCCUUUCUCAUCCAUUCUUGGUGGGGCGGCAGGGCUGGAGAGACCUCCGGGGAGCACAGUCGCCAGUCCAUCACGGAGACCCACCUGGCCCCCCCCAAAAAAGAAAAAGAAAAAAAAAUCAAGAAACCCCCCCCUCUCCGCGCCUCACGCUUGCCAGGAUUGCAAAUAUCUCCAAAAAAUAUACCUGCUAUUUAUGGCAUGUGGCUUGUAACUUUACUCCUGCUGUACUCUCUCCAAGAAGUACACAGUGAGGAUGCGGGCUCUACCCGGCUGUACUUUGUGAAUGCCUCCCUGCAGAGGGUAACCUACUCCAGCUCGGUGGGGGUGUCCCUACCCUGUCCAGCAGGGGGCACCCCCAGUGCCAUUCUGCGCUGGUACCUGGCCACCGGCGACGACAUCUACGACGUGCCCCACAUCCGUCACGUGUACGCCAACGGCACCUUGCAGCUGUACCCGUUCUCGCCCUCUGCCUACAACAGCUACAUCCAUGACAACGACUACUUCUGCACUGCCGAGAACCAGGCGGGCAAAAUCCGCAGCCCCAACAUCCGCAUCAAAGCUGUUUUCAGGGAGCCCUACACUGUGCGGGUGGCGGACCAGCGCUCGAUGCGGGGCAACGUAGCUGUGUUCAAGUGCCUCAUCCCCACAGCCGUGCAGGAGUAUGUCAGUGUCGUAUCCUGGGAGAGAGACACGGUUUCUAUCGUUGCAGGUAACAGGUUCUUGCUGACCUCCUUUGGCGCUCUAUACAUCUCGGAUGUUCAGAAGGAGGAUGCCCUCUCCACCUACCGGUGCAUUACCAGGCAUAAAUACAGCGGGGAGACGCGCCAAAGCAAUGGAGCCAGGCUCUCUGUAAUGGACCCCAAUGAGUCCUCACCCACAAUCCUGGACAGUUUCCAAUCAGGGGAGGUGUACGCAGGCCAGAGUAUCGAGCUCCCCUGCAUAGCAGGAGGUUACCCCAGCCCGACUGUGCGUUGGCUAAAAGAUGGCCGACCGCUGCCCUCGGACGCCCGCUGGACACGGCGUUUGACGGGGCUGACCAUCAGUGAUCUGCGACAGGAAGACAGCGGCAACUAUGCAUGCGAAGUCACCAACAGCUUUGGCUCGAAGGAAGUGUCUGGACAGCUUCACAUAAUAGAUCCACUUCGAGUGACCUUAUCGCCCAAGAACCUGAAAACGGGAAUUAGCAGCACACUCUUCUUCACCUGCACUGUGGAAGGUUCUCCGGAAUACACCAUCAACUGGUACCGAAACACGGAACCCAUCUUCCCCGACCAGCACAUCUCCAUCCAGGGUCAACACAAUGACACCCUGCAGAUCACCGCAGCGCAAAAGUUCCACUCUGGGGCCUACCAGUGCUUUGCUUCACGCAAGGGCCACACAUCUCAGGACUUCUCCAUCAUUCUGCUCGAGGACGGUACCCCUCGUAUCGUGACGUCCUUCAGCGAGAAGGUGGUGAACCCCGGCGAGCCUUUCUCCCUCGUGUGUGAGGCCAAAGGAGCGCCGCCGCCUUCCAUCACCUGGACGCUCGACGACGAACCCGUGGUGCGAGACUCCACCUACAAGACCAGCCAGUACACCCAGUCCGACGGCCUGACCGUGUCCCACGUCAACGUCAGCAACCCGCUCAUCCGGGACGGGGGAGUUUAUCGUUGCGUCGCACGCAACUCGGCCGGCAGCGCCGAGUACCAAGCGCGCAUAAACGUAAGAGGUCCACCCCGAAUCAGACCCAUGCGGGACAUGACGGCAGUGGCAGGCAGGAACACGUACAUAACAUGCCGUGUCAUUGGGUACCCUUACUACUCCAUUAAGUGGCUGAAGGACGGCAUGCAGCUGCCCGAUAAUCACCGCCAAGUGUUGUUUGACAACGGCACCCUGCGGCUGACGGACGUGCAAAAGGGUGCCGAUGAGGGCACUUACCUUUGUAGUGUUCUGAUCCAACCCCAGGUGUCAAUCAACCAGACCGUGCAUGUUACCGUUAAAGUGCCACCUCUCAUCCAACCCUUCGACAUCCCCUCGACCUCAGUGGGGAAGCUCAUCUACAUUGCCUGCGUGGUGUCAUCCGGGGACAUGCCCAUACGUAUCACCUGGCACAAAGACGGCCAGCUCAUCGUGCCCGGGCCCACCUCUGGCGUCGCGAUCGAGACCAAAGAGUUCAUGAGCUCCCUCCAGAUUUCCAAGGUGACACUAAAACACAAUGGAAACUACACCUGCAUUGCCAGCAACGCCGCCGCCACCGUCAGCUGGGAGCGACAGCUCAUCGUUACCGUCCCACCGCGCUUUGUGGUGCAACCCAACAACCAGGACUGCAUCUACGGCAAAGCCGGAGUUCUCAACUGCUCUGUGGAGGGUUACCCGCCCCCAAAGGUGAUGUGGAAACAUGCCAAAGGUGUAGGAAACCCCCAGCAGUACCAUCCGGUCCCUCUAACUGGUCGCAUCCAGAUCAUGUCAAACGGAUCACUGCUCAUCCGACACGUGCUGGAGGAUGACCGAGGAUACUACCUGUGUCAGGCCUCCAAUGGAGUGGGCUCAGACAUCAGUAAAAGCAUGAUCCUCACUGUCAAGAUUCCCGCAAUGAUCACCAGCCACCCCAACACCACCAUGGCCAGGAAGGGCCAGACCAAGGAGUUGAACUGCACGGCCCGAGGCGAACAGCCCAUCAUCAUCCGCUGGGAAAGAGGGGACACGGUCAUCGACGCGGAGAGAAACCCCCGUUAUUCAAUCACCAUCAACAAGAAGGGCGAUGAAGUCAUCUCCACCCUAAAGCUGAACCCGGCAGACAGAGGAGAUUCCGUCUUCUUCUCUUGUCACGCCAUCAACUCCUAUGGAGAAGGUCGAGGACUCAUCCAACUCACUGUGCAAGAACCGCCAGAUCCCCCUGAGUUGGAAGUAAGGGAGGUGAAGGAUAGGAGCAUGAACCUACGCUGGAUCCAAAGGUUUGAUGGCAACAGCAUCAUCACGAGCUAUGACAUUGAGUACAAGAACAAGUCGGACUCCUGGGAUCAUAUGUACACAACCAGAAACAUCUCACCCACCAACAACCAAGCCAACAUUGUCGAGUUGCACCCGGCUUGCGUGUACAGCAUCCGCAUGUAUUCCUACAACAAGAUAGGCCGUAGCCUUCCAAGCAAAGAGCUGACGAUCAGUACAGAAGAAGCACCGCCUGAUGGGCCGCCAAUGGACGUGAUCCUGCAGCCCAUGACAUCACAGAGCAUUCGGGUCACAUGGAGGGCACCGAAGAAAGAGCUGCAGAACGGUGUUAUCCGUGGCUACCAAAUUGGCUACAGAGAAAACGGCCCGGGCAGCAACGGCCAAUAUAGUAUCGUGGAGAUGAAAGCUACUGGAGACAGCGAAGUAUACACCCUAGACAACCUCAAGAAGUUUGCUCAGUACGGAGUGGUGGUCCAGGCCUUCAACAGGGCUGGGACGGGGCCUUCUAGUACGGAGAUCAAUGCAACCACACUGGAAGAUGUGCCCAGCGAACCCCCUCAGAACAUACGAGCCAUCUCGGUCACGUCGGAUGAGGCGGUGAUCACAUGGGCAGAGCCUCCACGGCUGACGCUGCACGGUGUGCUGAAAGGCUACCGGGUUGUGUUUUGGUCCCUCUUCCCCGACGGAGGUGGGUGCUGUGGGGGCCGAGCCCAAUGGCCAAUGCAGAAGUGGGGAGAGAUGCAGAACAUCACAACCACACGUGAGCAGGUGGAGCUGCGAGGACUGGAGAAGUUCACCAAUUACAGUGUUCAGGUGCUGGCGUAUACACAAGCCGGCGACGGGGUCCGCAGCAAUGUGCUGCACAUCCAAACUCGGGAAGAUCUUCCCGGCCCACCGGCUGGCAUCAAGGCGGUUCCUUCGUCUCUUAGUAGCGUGGUCGUGUCCUGGUUGCCUCCCCACAAGCCUAACGGUGUCAUCCGCAAGUACACCAUUUACUGCUCCAGCCCGGGGUCUGGACAACCGGCUCCGAGUGAGUACGAGGCCAACCCGCAAAUGCUCUUCUACCACAUCACGCACCUGAGCCGAGGCAAACAAUACCACAUCUGGGCCGCUGCCGUGACGACUGCUGGCCGGGGCAACGUGAGCUCAAAGGUCAUCGUGGAGCCAGCCGGAAAAGUCCCAGCCAAAAUUUUGUCCUUUGGGGGAACGGUGACCACGCCCUGGAUGAAGGAGGUUCGUCUGCCCUGCAAGUCUGUGGGGGAGCCCGCGCCAACCAUCAAAUGGACCAAAGACAGCGACGACUCGGCCAUUCCAGUGACGGCUGACAGUCAGCGGCAGAUUUUAUCCAAUGGCACGCUGGUGCUGCGUUCCGUCAAGGCAGAAGAUUCGGGCUACUACACAUGCACGGCCACCAACACGCUUGGUUUUGACACCAUCAUUGUCAAUCUCGUCGUGCAAGUUCCUCCGGACCAGCCCCGCCUGACUGUCUCCACCACUUCCACCUCUUCCAUCACCCUGGCUUGGAUCCCGGGGGACAACGGUGGAAGUUCCAUCAGAGGCUUCGUGCUUCAGUAUUCAGUGGACAACACCGAGGAAUGGAGGGACGUUUUCAUCAGUUCCAGCGAACGUUCCUUUAGGUUGGACAAUCUGCGCUGUGGAACGUGGUACAAGGUCAAACUUGCAGCAAAGAACAGCGUCGGCUCCGGGCGCAUCAGUGAGAUUAUUGAAGCCAAAACACACGGCAGAGAGCCCGUGUUCAACAAGGACCAGCCACUGCUCACCCACAUCAACUCCACCCAUGCAGGCCUCAACCUGCAAGGUUGGACCAGCGGCGGUUGCCCCAUCACUGAUAUGAUGCUGGAUUUCAGGCCCAAAGGCACCUGGGCCUGGCAGAGCCUUAAAGCCAAUUCCACCACUCAGCUCUUCCUCAGUGAGCUGCGGGAGGCAACCUGGUAUGAGCUCAAAAUGAAGGCCUGCAACAGUGCUGGCUGCGGUAACCAGAGCUCCCAGUUUGCCACCACCGAUUACGAUGGAAGCACAAUCCCUCCCAUUAAAUCGGCCCGUGGGGAGGGUGACGAUGUGAAAAAGUUGUUUUCCAUCGGUUCUCCUGUCAUCCUGGUCACCAUUGGUGUUGCUCUGCUCUUCAUUAUCCGCAAGAAGCGUAAAGAGAAGAGAUUGAAACGACUUAGAGAUGCUAAAAGCCUUGCUGAGAUGCUCAUCAGUAAGAACAAUCGCAGUAUUGACACUCCGGUGAAGGGCCCUCCGCAGGGGCCACGGCUCCACAUUGACAUACCCCGCGUUCAGCUCCUCAUUGAGGACAAGGAAGGCAUCAAACAAAUAGGAGAGGACAAAGCUGCGGUGCCAGUGACAGACACAGAGUUCAGCCAAUCAGUCAACCCGCAAAACUUCUGCACAGGCGUGUCUCUUCACCAUCAAGCCCUCAUCCAGAAUUCUGGACCUCUGAUUGACAUGUCCGAUAUUCGUCCUGGCACUAACCCUGUUUCCCGAAAGAGUAUCAAAUCAGCCCACAGCUCCAGAAACAGAUACUCCAGUCAGUGGACGCUCAGCCGACCCAGUCAAAGCCAGUCCACAGCCUCCGCGCGAACUCUGACCUCAGACUGGCGGACCAUGGGCUCUCAUGGCAUCACCGCCACUGAGAGUGACAGCUACAGCGCCAGCCUCUCCCAAGACACAGAUAAGGGUCGUAACAGCAUGGUGUCUACGGAGAGCGCCUCGUCUACCUACGAGGAGCUGGCCAGGGCGUACGAGCACGCCAAGCUGGAGGAGCACCUGCAGCACGCCAAAUUCACCAUCACGGAGUGCUUCAUCUCUGACAGCUCCUCUGACCAAAUGACCACGGGCACCAACGACCCCGCGGACAGCAUGACCUCCUUGAGCACGCCGUCCGAGCCGGGCAUCUGCCGCUUCACCGCCUCGCCGCCCAAACCGCAAGACUACGACCGUGGUAAAAAUGUGGCUGUGCCCAUUCCUCAUCGCGCAAACAAAAGUGAAUUCUGCAACCUCCCCCUUUACAUGAAGACGGAUCCCUUCUUCCGCAAGCAAGGGGAACUGCACGAUCCUUGCCCGGCCGUGCCCCCGCGGGAGGCGUCCAUCCGCAGCCUGACGCAGCGUGCGUAUCACACGCAGGGCCGCCACAAGACUCUAGACUCUGCCAAGCAGCAGGCGCUGACGCUGGGUCACUCCGGACUGGGCAGUUUGGGUGCCGGCUCGGGCACGGCCACCUUGCCCCAGAGGACUCUCACCAUGCCCAGCUCCAACGUGGCGGCCACCGCCUCCACGUCCAGCACGAGCAGUAACCCCACCAACAGCGGUAACAAGAUGGGCGGCUCCAGAGACUCGCUGCUGGAGAGCAGCUCCUCCGCGUUGGGCCGGCUGCAGAAACAGAGCGCGGGGGCUUACUCCAAGUCCUACACGCUUGUCUAGUCCUUUCGGUGCCAUCCCGCCCCGCGGUCCGAGCCUCAAAGGGCACGCCACCGCAUUUUGUAUCCAACUAAAGGUGAGCUGCCCGCUGCCCUCUCCAUAGGUGUCCUCCUAUGCAGAGACUCGGCUAACUUUGCUUUUUAAUCUCCACGAGGGACUCUCGAAAAGAACUACUAACUCCCAACUAACAGUUAUGGCCGUCUGAUGCUGAGUUCUGGGGUUGUGCAGCCAAAUAUUAAUUAUCUGUGUGGAGCAAAAAGCUCUGAGUCCAUGAUGGCCAGGACAACAUGUCUUAUACGUACGUACACACACACACACACACACACACACACACACACACACUCCUAGUUUGAGUAGUUCUGACCAUUUGGAGGACUUUCAGUUUCUUCUUCUUCUAUGGUUUCCCCUUUGUAUGUCUCUCAAAUAACUAUUGGCAAUCGUCCUCGAAAAGAUGAUGUUCAGAUUCACUUCGAGAAGUCUCACUUAUCUCGACAGAUGUCAUGCCGUGACUAUAUUGACCAGUCAGGACAACUCAAAUGAACCAUCUGCAUUUACCCCACAUUGCAAAUAGAGAAUGUUUGCUAUUUAAAAAGAUUUAACAUAUAUAUUUCUAUAUAGGUAUAUUGACGUCUAAAUCUAAAUAAAAGAAAUGCUAUGCGCGCCGGCAAUGUAGUCAUAUUUACAGAUGUCAGUUAUUUACAAUACCAGACGGUCAAAUUUAAGAAGAAUGAGACAAUCGCUCAAUCGUGGGAAAAAAAAAUCAUUUAAUAAAGCUUUGACAAAAGAAAGAAUUAAAGUUAAGUAUGGAUGUUCUGAAUAAAUAUGAAAUAUAAGUGUCACUAUGUGGAAAUGGGAAAAGGCAAGAUGGACUCAUGAUUUAAUAUUAUUAUUAUCAUUAUUAUUAUUAUUGUAUCGGGUGACUGGAUGAUUCGCAUUCUAGUUGGAGUCGGUCUUUGCAUUUUAUGUGCAUUUCAUGAAUAAAAUCACUCCCAAACUUCAGUCCGGUGUCUUUAACCAGCAGAUGCUGCUGUUAUCGUCAUGACAACCAAGCGCCCAGUCAACCCAGUUGAAGGAAUCCCAGUAGCGAUGUGAGCGUUUCGAGAUUUUUAAUGCCUGGGUUUUGAAUGCUAGUUAGCAAAUCGUCACCCGAUGAAUAUCUUCCUUGAUGUCCUGUCUGAAGUACUGUAAAAUGUCCCUCAAAUGUGUACAUUCACACAGGAAGCUACUGGAAUGCCUCUCUGAAGCAUCUCCGUGAUAGAUUUUGUGCUUUAUAUUUAUCUUGUACGUUUGUUUCGGGGCGGGUUUAUCUGUUGGUCAUUCCAUUUUCAUCUGAGUUAGUUGGGCUUUAAUGAAGAUGUAGAGAUUCUAGACUAAAGUCAAGUACGUGGCCUGUCAGCCAAAGCAAAUCAGGGACUCGUAGCUCUUUAUGUCACACAAACUGCUAUUAUGUACAUAAAUAACAAGAGUGGAGGAUGAAUGUCAAAAUGAUGCGUUCGGGCUCCUCUCACUUGCCCCCCCCCCCCCCCCCCCCCAGCCUUCCUCCUUGCAGAUGAAAGAAAAGUGAAAAUAUUCUGACCCCACAACCAUAUUAGAUGCAGCAUCUGAUACUUUUGUCUGUGUUGUUUAUAGAUAGUCUUGUACAUAAAACACAGUUUUGUAUGAAGAGCUAUUUUCGUCAGAAUGGUUAAAGGGGACACGUCAUGGUUGAAUCCCCCCAGUUUCAAGAAUUGAAAAAAAAAAGUCAAAAAUACAGUAUAUUACUUCUGAAUGGGUAAACACUUUCUUUUCUCCUUUGUUUUGAUACUAAUUUGUCAGUUUUCUUUUUUUUGAAAGGUCUUUGAUGUUAAUGUCAUUUGUUCCAUUUUUUUAAAGCAUCAUUUUGUAUUUUGUUGAUCCUCUAAAAAGUCAUUGCAUGCUAGCUAAAAGGGAAACGUUUGAAAGAAAAUAUGUAUGAAAAUCAAAAAUGUCCAAAAAAACAAACAAACAAACAAAAAACAAAAACAUGUUGAGGGUAUACCAAACAUUUGUUUGAGUUGCUUGUUACGGCAAUUGCUUGUGUUCAAAAGUACAUUUUCUAUGAAAAGAAAGCAAAAACUAAAAAGAUCAUUCUAACACCUUGUGCAAUAAAGCUAUCUUUCAUACGU